AGGAGGGAGAGACAGAAGGGUGGGGGCGGGUUGGAGGCGAGAAGCCGUCAUAAUAUCUAGCGCGAGCCAUUUCUGGCUCACCUCCAAAACGAGAAAGAGUGGAGAAGAGAGAAAGAGAAGCCUGGUCCGCAGGAAGAGUGAGAGAGAAAGAGAGACAGAUGGGAAGCGCGUCUCUGCUCUCCCAUCCACAACUUAGCAGCUGCUUUCGCCGCCUCGAUCCGGCCGGGCAGCACCGAUACGCUGCCCCACGGAUCAAAGCAGCGCCCUUCCGGAGCUCUCCCCGCAGGCAUCGUCGGCUCCUCCGCUCCGCUCUCGAAGACGACGGCAGAGAGGGGCGGCAACAGGAACAGCAGCAGCAGCCGUCGUUGGGCGGGGUUGGGGCCGCCGUCGAGGAAAGACCCGAGAACUUCCAAGAAGACUCCGCAGAAAGCAUCAAGCAAGAUAAUGGGCAAAGCCCUGUCUAUAGUUUUCUUUAUCCUAGCAAAGAGCUUCUCCCUGAUGAUAAAGAGAUGAGCAUUUCUGACCAUUUAGAGGAGCUUCGCCAGAGAAUAUUUGUCUCUGUUUUGGCUAUAGGAGCCGCUAUCUUAGGUUGCUUUGCUUUUUCAAAGGAUUUAAUAUUGCUCCUUGAAGCCCCUGUAAGUGCUCAGGGAGUUCGCUUUCUGCAACUAUCUCCUGGGGAGUUUUUCUUUACAACUCUGAAGGUAUCUGGUUACUGUGGGCUGCUUCUGGGGAGUCCUGUCAUCCUCUAUGAGAUCAUAGCAUUUGUUCUUCCUGGUUUAACAAGGGAUGAGAGAAGGUUCCUAGGCCCUAUUGUCCUGGGCUCUUCGGUGCUUUUUUAUGCUGGCAUUGCUUUCUCCUAUUCAAUUCUAACUCCCGCAGCCUUAAAUUUCUUUGUCAACUAUGCGGAAGGGGCAGUGGAAUCAUUAUGGUCUAUUGAUCAAUACUUUGAGUUUGUCCUCGUGCUUAUGUUCAGCACAGGACUAUCCUUUCAGGUUCCGGUUAUACAGCUCUUGUUGGGACAAGUUGGUUUGGUGUCUGGGGACCAAAUGCUCUCCAUCUGGAGAUACGUUGUGGUUGGUGCUGUUGUUGCUGCUGCUGUGCUUACACCAUCAACCGAUCCCUUGACCCAAAUACUGUUGGCAGGGCCACUGUUAGGGCUCUACUUAGGUGGUGCCUGGAUGGUGAAGCUAAUUGGCCGUUAACUGCUUCACCUAAUGCAUAAUUUGCAUUCGAAUGGGUCUACAAAAAGCCAUGAUGUAUCAUUGGCACACAAGAGGUAAAUGUCAUUUACAUUUAAUAUUCUCUCUGUUUUUGAAUUAUGACCACUCCCAAUGUAGUAUAGUUUUAUAUACAGGUGGAUGGGAGGCCAUGUACUUCUGUUAUUCUUUCAUGGGCCACGACAUUUUUUGUUUGCUAUAUUUAAUUACAUAUUUGUACAUCAGCUGGCAAGAAAUUUAUCCAGUUAAAGCAGAUGUUGGUGCAUUCUGAUUCCUGAGGUGUACCACCUCUGGAAUUCUCUUUUUUGUUUUUUUCACUUCACCUCAUGAAGCAAACAGAGUGAGAACAGAAACCAAUGCGAUAGCAUUUUUUUCUAAGCAAGACAACGUGAUAUUUUUUAA
Molecule: messenger RNA, 1619 nt
Organism: Phoenix dactylifera (date palm)
Lineage: Eukaryota; Viridiplantae; Streptophyta; Magnoliopsida; Arecales; Arecaceae
Product: sec-independent protein translocase protein TATC, chloroplastic
Biological process (GO): protein transport by the Tat complex; intracellular protein transmembrane transport
Cellular component (GO): TAT protein transport complex; membrane
Molecular function (GO): proton motive force dependent protein transmembrane transporter activity
Source: RefSeq, a predicted model, not a curated record